AUGGCCGCCAGACGCCAUGGGCGCCCUGUCUAUUGCACAUACGACGACUCGAACGGCGGACGGGUCAAGGCUCGCCAAGAGUGGCGCGACUGCCUCACCUGCGCCGCCUCGGCCUCGACUCGCUGGUUCCGUGUCUGUGCCGUCUGUGCCACCGCCUGCCACCCCGAUCACCAGCUCGGCCCCGUCCACGCCUCGCGCAUCGUCUGCGACUGCGCCACCCAUCCGGCCUGCAUCAUGCGCAUCGAGAAUGCAAAGUCUGGCGGUGCUGUUUGGAGUAUGGCCCCCCCUGCCGCCACCGCCGCCGGGCAAAUGUCGUCGUCGAUCCGGACGGAGAGUCAGUCCUCGGCUGCUCCCCCCCAUCCGUCGCUCUCUGCUGCCCGUACUGCUGGUCUUGCACGUGGGCAUUCGCCAGACGUAGUUGACCUCGUCAUUGCUGCUCUCGCCGCAGCUGGCUCGGGUGAGGUCGAGACCGAAGCAGUCCUUGCCCAGCUCGCCUCCCUUGCCGAUGCAUCCACGCCAAGUGCCGCUGGCGAGUGUGGCGCUGGCAGUGAUGACGACAACGAGUGCGUCAUCUGUAUGGAUGCCUCCCGCGAGCUUGCUGUUGUUCCUUGCGGCCAUCGGUGCCUCUGCCGCGGGUGCGGAGCGCCGGGGCUAUGUCCGGAUCUUUGA
Molecule: messenger RNA, 669 nt
Organism: Thecamonas trahens ATCC 50062
Lineage: Eukaryota; Apusomonadida; Apusomonadidae
Exons: 2
Coding region: 1-669 (222 amino acids)
Source: RefSeq, a predicted model, not a curated record